AUGGUAGUCACACAGGUUAAUAUCUUCUUCAUGUUCAUCUAUGUGCUUGAGUCCUUGACAGUAAUUGCACAGAGCAGCUUCAUUGUUGUAGUGCUGGGCAGAGAGUGGGUACGGGUCAAAAGAUUGUCACCUUUGGAAAUGAUUCUCUCCAGCCUGGGCAUCUGCCGUUUUUGUCUACAAUGGGCAUCAAUGCUGUACAAUUUUUUGCCUUUUUUUAGCCCUAGUCAUGGAUUUUGGAACAUAAGCACAGCCUGGGAAUUCACUAAUACCCUCACAUUCUGGUUAACCAGCUUGCUUGCUGUUUUCUACUUUGUCAAGGUCUCUUCCUUCACCCAUCCCACCUUCCUCUGGCUGCGGUGGAGAAUUUUGAGAUUGGUACCUUGGUUGAUACUGAGUACUCUGAUGAUUUCCUGUGUGACAAUUAUCCCUUCAGUUGUUAGAAAUCACAUCCAGAUGGAAUCAACCACUAUGGAGCAUUUAUACAGAAACAGAACUCUGACUGAAAGACUUAAAAUAUUUGAGAUGUAUUUUUCUGCACUUCAGAAAAUGAUUGAGUUGGGUAUUCCCUUCCUCUUGUUCCUGGCCUCUACCACCUUACUUAUGGCCUCACUAAUCCAGCACUUGAAGCAGAUGCAACAACAUAACACCAGCCAUUGCAACUCCAGCAUGAAAGCUCAGUCUGCUGCUCUGAGAUCUCUUGUCAUCUUCUUCAUCUUCUUCACCUCUUACUUUCUGGCUGUACUUAUCUCCUAUUUAGGUACCAUGAUUGAUAAGAGAUCUUGGUUCUGGGUCUGGGAGGUUGUCAUCUAUGCUAUAGUCUCUAUUCAUUCCACCUUACUGCUGCUGAGCAGCCCUACAUCGAAAAGGGUUCUAAAGAUAAAAUGCUGGGGCACAGACGCUGCCUGA
Castor canadensis (American beaver) is the source of this 906-nucleotide messenger RNA. It is a transcript of the gene Tas2r16, whose product is annotated as taste 2 receptor member 16. NCBI's taxonomy places the organism in Eukaryota, Metazoa, Chordata, Mammalia, Rodentia, Castoridae. Gene Ontology annotation, cellular component: membrane. Gene Ontology annotation, biological process: sensory perception of taste; G protein-coupled receptor signaling pathway; detection of chemical stimulus involved in sensory perception of bitter taste. The record is from RefSeq and is a predicted model, not a curated record. Gene Ontology annotation, molecular function: G protein-coupled receptor activity; bitter taste receptor activity.